AGAGCCCCAGGCCCUGACGGCGACCUAGAGGCCACAGCUACAGGUGUCUCCCAAGGACACUCGGAGAGGCCCUCGGGGCCCUGCGCCCCUUCAGGACUGGAGGAGGCACUGAGCGCGCUGGGGUUGGAGGGAGAACGCGAGUACGCUGGGGACAUCUUCGCAGAAGUCAUGGGGCGCUGCGCACUGCCCCAGAGAGCCCUGCCCCGCACUGUGACCCCGGAGAUGCGUGCACUAGUGGUAGACUGGCUGGUCCAGGUGCAUGAGCACCUGGGCCUGGCGGGAGAAACCCUUUAUCUGGCAGUGCACCUACUUGAUUCCUAUCUAAGGGCUGGCCCAGUGCGCCUACAACGUCUACAGCUGCUGGGUGUCGCUUGCCUGUUUCUAGCCUGCAAAAUGGAAGAGUGUGUGCUUCCUGAGCCCUCUUCCCUCUGCCUCCUGAGCGCGGGCUCCUUUUCUCGGACUGAACUGCUACGGGCCGAACGCCGCAUCCUAAACCGCUUGGACUUCCGGCUGCACCAUCCCGGCCCUCUGCUCUGCCUCCGGCUGUUCGCGGCGCUGGAAGGGAGUGGCCCCCAGGUGAUGUUACUCGCUACCUACUUCCUGGAGCUGUCCUUGCUGGAGGCUGAGGCUUCGGGUUGGGAGCCCGGUCGUCGCGCAGCUGCAGCUCUGAGCCUGGCGUAUCGCGUGCUUUAUGGGUUGGGCUCCAGGCCCCUGUCGGCAUUUUACAGGUGUGGCUUUGGAGGAGGGUUUGCGAUAGGGUCUCUGAGGCUCAGAGACCUCCCUUGCUGGUCGUCAUCUUUACCAUCUCAGAGAAUGAGAAACAAUUAUUCGGGGAAGAGGCGGCACCUAGACUUACCUUUUCUGGGCGUAGGAGAGAAUGGGGUAUCUGCCUAGC
Molecule: messenger RNA, 895 nt
Organism: Otolemur garnettii (small-eared galago)
Lineage: Eukaryota; Metazoa; Chordata; Mammalia; Primates; Galagidae
Gene: CCNP
Product: cyclin N-terminal domain containing 2
Exons: 5
Biological process (GO): regulation of cyclin-dependent protein serine/threonine kinase activity; mitotic cell cycle phase transition
Cellular component (GO): cyclin-dependent protein kinase holoenzyme complex; centrosome; nucleus
Molecular function (GO): cyclin-dependent protein serine/threonine kinase regulator activity
Source: RefSeq, a predicted model, not a curated record